Messenger RNA from Hirsutella rhossiliensis, 759 nucleotides. Its product is annotated as mitochondrial genome maintenance domain-containing protein. Gene Ontology annotation, cellular component: mitochondrial nucleoid; mitochondrial chromosome. Gene Ontology annotation, molecular function: single-stranded DNA binding. The record is from RefSeq and is a predicted model, not a curated record. The transcript is spliced from 2 exons. NCBI's taxonomy places the organism in Eukaryota, Fungi, Ascomycota, Sordariomycetes, Hypocreales, Ophiocordycipitaceae. Gene Ontology annotation, biological process: interstrand cross-link repair; recombinational repair. The coding region runs from base 1 to 759 and encodes 252 amino acids.
AUGGCGAAGCCCGCGGCAACAACGAGGACACUGCCACCAAGGGUGCCGCCGAGUGCUCCGAGGGCCAAAUUUACGUCGGCGGCCUCCAACGUAAGCAGCAGCCUGGCGGCUGCCAACGGCAAGACGAAUUCCGUGCCAGCGUCGGACCCCCCGCGAUACGAACUCAGCAAGGUGGUGCACCGGGUCAAGCUGCCUGCCGCCGCCGACUCCAGAGAGGUCGCGCCGCCCGACGUGGACUGGAUCGAGAGCUUCCACGGCGUCUCGACCAAGCCCGUGACUGAGGAGCAGUUCCAGGUGCUUAUGCAACCGUUGUCGGAACACGACAUCGAGGUCAAGCCCGACGGCAUAAUCUAUCUACCAGAGAUCAAGUACAGGAGGAGGCUGAACGAGGCCUUUGGGCCCAUGGGAUGGGGCCUCAUCCCAAAGUCAGAGCCCGUCGUCGGCGAGAGCAUAGUGACGCGUGAAUAUGCCCUGAUUGUGGAUGGCCGCUUCGUUUCGCAAGCCCAAGGCGAAAACGGCUUCUUCGGCCGUGACCAGCUCCCCUCGGCCAUUGAGGGCUGCAAGUCCAACGCCCUGAUGCGCUGCUGCAAAGACUUGGGCAUUGGCUCGGAGCUGUGGGAUCCCCACUUCAUCCGCUGGUUCAAGAAGACGCGCAUGGAAGAGGCGUGGGUGGAACACGCAACAACCAAGAAGCGGCGCACGCUUUGGUUCCGAAAGGGCGCCGUCGAGGUCACCUACCCCUACAAGCUGACCAAGUGA